AUGGGAGUGUCAACUCCAUCAUCCUCUAUAUAUUCUGCAGGUCACGAUCUCAAUCCUGAAUAUUAUUAUUUUAAACCAGAAAUUGAGAAUAAUGGUAGAUUGGUGAAAGGCCUCUGUAAGUGCAUUGAGACGCUUAAUGAAAGUUAUGCAGUGGAAGAUUUGAUUUCAGAACAAUUGUCACAAUACAGGGGUGAUACGGGUCUCUUUGGUAUAAGAGCGGCAAUUAGACAAAGGUCGACAUUAGCUCCGGCUAAGUGGUGGAAGUCUUAUGGAGCCGAAACUCUGAAGUUGCAAUUGUUGGCUGUUAAAGUGUUGAGUUUGAGUUGCAGUGCUUCCGGAUGUGAGCGUAACUGGAGCAUCUUUCAACAUAUUCAUUCCAAGAAGAGAAAUAAAUUGGAACAUCAAAGAUUGCAAGACUUGGUGUUUAUCAAGUAUAAUCAAGCUUUGGUAGAGAGGUUUGAAAUUCAGGAUAAAAUUGAUCUUAUGAAAUUUAAUGAAAUUAAUUUUCACACCGAAUGGUUGAUGGGAGAGAUGGAAAAUGUAGGAGAUGAUGGUGAAGACUUGAUUCAUCCAAAUCAUGAUUUAAAUUGGAGUCAAGUUGUCGAUGCUAGUGGAGCUAAUGAGUCUAUAAUCUACAUUAGGAGGACAACAAGGCAACUUGAAGUUGGAAGUACUUCUCAAGCAACAACGGCACCCAUAACAACAAUUUCACCAAGAGCAACAAUGACACCUAGAGCACCAAUGGCACAACAAGUGGUGGAAGAUGUUGAAGAAGUUGAAGAUGAAGAAUUGAAGGAAGAAGUUGAAGAAGUUGAAGAUGAAGAUUGGAGGAAUAUGUUGAAGAAGUUGAAGAUGAAGAAUUGGACGAAUAUUUGGAUGAUGCUACAUGAUUUCUAUGUUUGCUUGAAUUUUCAUAUGAUAGUACUAAGUUUGAAUUUGAAUCUUUAUGUUUUGAAUCUUGAUUAA
This is a messenger RNA of Vicia faba (fava bean), 966 nucleotides long. NCBI's taxonomy places the organism in Eukaryota, Viridiplantae, Streptophyta, Magnoliopsida, Fabales, Fabaceae. The record is from the annotation of a GenBank genome assembly.